AUGACUCAAAAUGGGAGACUAGUAUCUGUCGAAUCACGAACAAGACGUCGGAAGAGAACCGGUCUAUCGCAAUGGAUGUGCCGCUUUAGAAGAACAGAGUCUUCAGCCAUUGUCAUUUCAGACUUCAGUGAUGGCGAAGAAGCAGGGGAUGCGUCUAGUGCUUUCGAAUCGACGGAAUGUGAUGGUUCAGUCGCAUCAGAGGGUGGGUACAAACGGAACUGUAGGGACAGUCGUUGCCCGAUUGAAGUGAUGCCUUUCAAGAGGAUGUACUUCAAUGACUUUCCUUGUGAUGGAAAAGUAGAUGACCAGUAUCAGUCUGUCAGCGACAAAGAAGAUGGAUUGGAAAAUGGCAAUACAAUAUGCAAUCCAUGUAAAUCAGUCGAGGAUGGUAUUCAAGGAAGCACUAUAAAAUGUAUGGCACUGACUAAAAGGGGCAAUCCGUGCAUGCACCUUGCGAUUGACGGCUCUUUUUUCUGCACUCGACAUGAUAACUACGGCUCCAAAGUAAAAAAAAUAGUACAGAAACGACUGAACGAAGAUGAAAAGAUGAAUUGUAUGGAUAUCCCGUUUACCGUGGGAAGAGGGCAAUAUAGGUGUAUUGGACUAAACAACAGAGGUGAAUUGUGCGGAAACCAAUCUGUCAAUGACACAGUAUACUGUUACACCCAUGCAGAGGUUGUAUAUGAGGUUAGUGGAGGGGCUACAGCGCAGACCGAGCCGGAUAGCUCGACCGAUGAUAGGAGUGCAGCAUCGAGUACAAAGAGCUGUUCCACCGUUUCUGACGAGGAAGCAAUUGACAGCGGUCCCAGGCCUUACAAAUACAGAGAGUUUAUUCAAAUGUGGACAGAUGGCGAAGAGUACUUUGGCGAGGGAACAGAUGAAAUAGAAAGUACUCGUCGUGUUCGUGGAGCAAAUAGUCGAGUGUCCCCUGAAGAUACAGAUGGACAAUUGAAGGCGCAAUACGGAAGACUCUUACCAAGUGCCAUGAAGAUUUUGAUGUCGAAAGUCCUGCAGUUGAGGAGAGAAGAUGUCUUCCUUGACAUUGGUCAUGGUAUUGGCAAUGCGUGCAUACAGGCAGCUUUCACUUUUGGAUGUGAAGCACGAGGGAUUGAAGUUGUUGCCGAUCGAAACUCGGUUGCAGAGGUAUUUCGAGAUCAUUUGGAGUCUCAGGCCAAGGGAAACGAGACUGAUCGCGUUGUCGGUGACAUCCACCUGAAACAUGGUCGCUUGGAAGACAUUGAACACCGAGAAUUUCUCACUCAAGGAGUAACGCGAGCCUAUGUUAACAACUUCAAUGGUGUUUUUGCUGAUAGGUCGUCCAAGGGUAACCAAAAGUGGUAUUUGGAUGAUUAUGUCGCCGGACUAUUUGCAUUAAUGAAGCCAGGAACACUGAUGAUAACUCUUCAUCCUCUUAAUCUUGGGCCUACCAGAAAGGAAGCAAAUGAUAGUAGAAAGAAGCAGGGUUUGAGCAAAAGUGAUAACGCAUCGUUUUACGAGGUUGAGCGACUCCUUUUGGGGAAAGCAUGUGACACAGUGAAAUGGACACAGAAGUCUGGAAACCGCAACAAUAUCUAUAUCUACAAGCAUACUCGUCUAGAGCAAGAGUCUGAAGAAUCUGUUUUUCUAUGUUGCAACCCAUCUUGGUGGUUAUGA
Cylindrotheca closterium is the source of this 1653-nucleotide messenger RNA. The record is from the annotation of a GenBank genome assembly. NCBI's taxonomy places the organism in Eukaryota, Bacillariophyta, Bacillariophyceae, Bacillariales, Bacillariaceae.